This is a messenger RNA of Penicillium bovifimosum, 3012 nucleotides long. It is a transcript of the gene nut1, whose product is annotated as putative RNA polymerase II mediator complex subunit Nut1. The record is from RefSeq and is a predicted model, not a curated record. Gene Ontology annotation, molecular function: transcription coregulator activity. Lineage: Eukaryota; Fungi; Ascomycota; Eurotiomycetes; Eurotiales; Aspergillaceae. Gene Ontology annotation, cellular component: mediator complex. Gene Ontology annotation, biological process: regulation of transcription by RNA polymerase II. The transcript is spliced from 6 exons. The coding region runs from base 1 to 3012 and encodes 1003 amino acids.
AUGCUCGCUCGCGCUCCGUUGAAAGAAACUGAGCUCCUCGAUUUGUUGCUUGAAGCUCGCGCUUCGUCCAGUGUCGCCUGGGACCCCCUUCUGCCGCUGUAUGUUGAUGGCCUGUGUAAGGUUGGGAGGGUCAAAUCUUCGUCUGCACUGGCUAGUCUUUUGCGGCAUUCUUCUAUCUCUAAUGUGGGAGAGUCGGGGACAGAACAGGGUGGAUCGCCGGCCAAGUUGAAGAACGAUAAGCCUUCUACCCUUAUGACUGAUAUCAAGGUCAUUCAGGAUGUCAUGAUGUUUAUUUCUACCGGGUCUAUCCCGAAGAAUGUUGUCGAGGCAGCGGAUCUCUACUCUGCUACUGUGGAUUGGAUUUUGGCUGUUGUGGCGUGGCACAAUCGUAGCCAGGACGGUUCGCAGGAAACGGGUGGCUUGUUGGGAUCGCCUGACGCAGUGUCGUUGUUUGAGUCGCUUGGGAUUUUGCUUGCGGCACUAUCUGGGACUAGUAAAGGGCUAGUGGUGCUGUCGGGUGACUAUGAUCAGGCCCUGAAAACAAAACUUGCCGAGGCUUUGUCUGGUUACUUACCUCUUUGUGUUGAUGUUUCUCUGCCUCUUCGUCAUCGGCUUGAAGAGCUGCAGAAAAUGUUCAAUCUGUAUCCCGGUCAGCCUUCCAAGGCUUUGGAUGAGUCUGCUAUCAAUGGUGUGAAUGUCAAUGCCCUGCAGUUCGAGGCUUCCGUCAUGGAUGGCCCGGUUGUGAAUACUAGAGCUGGACUCUAUGUGUAUAUCAAUUCAAUGCUUGUGGGCCGUCCUUUGGUUGAUGAUACCAUUUUGAUCAACUAUCUCACAAAUCGGUACCAGGGCCACAACGAUGUCCUCAUCGAGGAAAUCAUCACAGCCGCCUUUGACGUCCUCUGCAACGGCGUUUACCGCAAUGAAUCCAGCAGGACAAUGUUCUUGUUCCGAUCUUUCCUCGUGAACAAGCUUCCUGUGUUCUUUGCGGCCAUCUCAGCAGCGUCCAUGGUGCCAAUAUCGAUGGAGCUUUGCAUCAGCCAAGCCUUAAGCCGUCUGGAUCCGAACGCUUUCCCUUCCUUCUCACAGAUGUUCUCCAUGCAAGGCAGCAGUGUCCUCUCGGAUGCUCGUCAAGAGUUCCUCUUUGCCUGUGCGUCGCACAAGCUGAUCCAGGAAUCUAGCAUUGAACAACUUCUCGGAGAGAAUCCAAUGCAAACACUGUCUGGCGGAGGCCCCUACAUCAAGGACGAUCUCGUCUCGCAAAUCAACAAUAACCACGAACGUGCUGAGCAACUGAUCGGCGAGAUUGAGUCGAUGGAGGGUAAUGCAGGUGCAAUCGUUGGCGCCGUGAUUGAUGUCAUUCACAAUCUGUGUCAUCAGAAAGAGACAAUGACACUCAAGAACAUCUGCAACUCGCUCUCGCGCCGCCCGCAGACUUUGGACGUCAUCUUGCUAUUCCGUGCCACCAAACAGGUGCUGCAACCUCUCUGUGCUGUCAUCGAUUCUUGGAAAUGGGACGAGGACCAAGGCGAAAACCAACCGGUCUAUGAUGAAUUUGGAAGUAUUCUGUUGUUGGUCCUUGCAUUCAAAUAUCGCUACGAUCUGGGUCCCUCUGAUAUGGGUAUUGCGAACAGCGACUCGUUCCUGUUGAAACUCAUGGACCGCGGUGCUUGCAGCCGGAAGCUGAGCGACCUAAGUGAGAAACAAAACAAAGACCUUGGCGCUUGGAUAGGUGCUCUGUUCAUCGCUGAAGGCAUCAGCGAAGAGACCAUGUCCAGCUGCAGCCCGCACGAAUUCUACAUGCUUGUAACAACACUAUUCGAUCAGAGUCUCGGUGCAUGCGAGUCCGGAAAGUUGGACUUCGAUACGCUGAAAGGCGGGUUUGAAUAUCUGCUGGAGCCCUUCCUCCUUCCGUCGCUAGUCGUCGCCCUGACUUGGCUGGGUAAUCACAUCUGGGAGUCCGAAACCGACCCGACAAUCCCCCUCAAAACCCUCUACUCCCUGGUCAAACCCAGCUCAAUCUCCGGCGAAGCUCAAGCCAUCCACCAAACCGUCCUCAACAUAACCGGACGCCCACUAGAGGAGCAACUCAAGAACAUCCGAACAAGAAACCAAUCACGCACAGAUAUAAAACCAAUCCUCGACGCCCUGGACCCCUACCUCUCCUUCCGUCGCGUCGGCAGCUGCCACCGCUCAGAACUCGACCCCUGGACCUCCCAUGCCGGCGGCGGCCUAAAAGCCAGCAUCCGCGCAACCCUCCAAGGCCUCGUCCUCUGGAGCGCAAACCCAGAGAUCACCAUGGCGCCACACAACUACACCCACCGCCAGCUCCUAGCCGGGAUCCGGGUGCUAGGCGCAACACCCAUUCUCAGCUCCAUAAUCGACGAAGUGAAACAGCAAACCGAAUCUGGCAAUGGUCAUAUCGCGCUCGACAUAGCAGCAACCAUGAUCUGUGCCCCGAUGACGGAAUCCUUCGCCGUCGAUCAAAACAACUACCACCCCGUCGACGCAAAGGAGGCGCUCCCGCGCUGUCCCAUUCUCACGCUGCGCGAUGCCCUCGCGCUGCAGCAUGAUACCGUUCCCAAGGUCUCGGAGAGCGACCCGCUGCGCGCUGAGGUCAUUGUUCGUCUUUGGCGGCAUGUGAAUUUGCUCAUGGCGUCGCCGUCGCAGGUGUCCAAUAUUGAUGUCUCGAAUAUUAUUCAGAAUAUGCAUCUUGGCGUUGAGGGGCAGGUGCAUCGGACGGGGCUUGAAGGUGCUCCUGAGGCGGGCAAUGCGGAGGAUGAUCCAGAUAAUAUCAACCAGAUUUUGGAUACUGCGGCUGCUGCGGCGGCGGCGGGGAUGGAUAAUGGGAUGGAUAAUGGGAUGGAGGGGGCGAUGGUUGGGCAGGAUAUGGGGCAGGGAAUGGGGCUCGAUACUGUGGGCGGGAUGGAUGCUAUUGAUGAUGUGCUUAAUGCGGCGGAUAUGGCCGUUGGGAAUCCUGAGUUCUUGGAUUUGGAUAUGGAGGGGAUGUUUUAG